AUGUGUGAUGCUGCAGUUGAUCCCCAGCACAAAUACUAUAGCUUUCGUCAAGACAACACCGCUAGUAGGACCUCUGCCUCUGUAACUUCAUUACAGCUGAUCGCCUACCACUUUCUCACCACCUACUGGGCAGCCAGAAGUCACCAGCAGCAUGACUCCCGUAACUUGGAGGAGGAGACUGAGCCCAGGAAGGUAGUGGCUGAACCUGGAGGCUGGUUGAGACCAUUGAGCAACAUAGAAAUGUUUUCAGCAACACCACUGAUUCUGGGCACUGGUAACACUGCUCAGGUGUUGUGGCUCUCCUCGUCUCAGCCCAUCACACCUGAGGACGUUAAUCAAGCUCUCUUCGUAAUAGCUGAGAAGAUACAUGUUCUGCAGAUCUGCGUUGCUUGGCGCUGGUUUCGACCAUGGUUACGACGGAUGAAGAACGUUGUUGUAGAUUUCAGCGUUGAGACGGGCGACGCCAUGUCGGUAUACUACCAGCAGAUGAGAACUCCCUACAAUAUUUCUCAGGGACCACUGUGGAGAGCGAGCUUGGUUCCCCAGCCACAGGCAGCUGCUGGCUGCCACCAGGCCGUCCUGGUUCUCACCUUACAUCACAUCAUCAUUGACGGCCUUACCAAUAUGAUCAUCUCCCGAGACUUUAUGGAGGUUCUGAACGCCAUCAUGACUGGACGGAGUCACAACACGCCCACACGCCAUAACAUUCCAGCCAUUGUUGACGAACUUUUCAGCAUGAGAGACUGUAUUUGGUGCCUUAGGUUUUUCUCGUCUGUAACGUACAGAACAAUCAUGAGCAUGUUCAGUGAUAACUGCUACAGUAUUAGUCUUCCUCGGCCAAACACGAAGGUAGCACUUACAAAUGUGUUGCGUAAGGACUUCUCAGCAGAGACGACUCAAGAGCUUUUGCGUCACUGCAAAGAAGCAAAAGUUAGCGUUCACUCUAGUAUAGUGGCUGCAGCUUACCUAGCGCUUCUACGCACCGCUCAGAAAUAUUCAAAAGAAACUUUAGACUCACUGAGGAUCACUUAUGAUAACGCUGUAAACAUGCGUCGCUACUACCCAAGUGUUUACAGUGAGUCUGUUGGUUUUCACUCAUGCUUGACCAAACAUGAAUACGUUGUCUGCAGUAGUGACGCAGAAAACAAAGAUAAUUUCUGGGGUCUAGCAAGACGCAUGCAUGACGACCUCCAACACAAUCUUUGUGUCAGUAAAACACCUAUUCGUAUGUCUCCACUCUCUUUGGUAAUCUCUGCUAUUAACCCAGUAAAUUACUUGCUAACUCGUCUAGGAUGCAGAAACUUGGUUAAUACAAACAUGACGUGCACUAACAUGGGCAAUCUGAAGCAAAUAUUGCCUGGUAAAUACGGGGAUGGGCCUGUGGAGAUCACCAGUCUUCUUCGAUCCACGGCAUCAGAGUUAUGUGGAUGUCCUUUCUUGGUCGUCUUCCAGACCUUUGAAGGACGGUUGUUGUUGUCUCUGGACCAUUACGUAAAUAAUAUUACUGAGGAGGUCGCCAAUAUGUUCUUUUUAUAUUUAACCCAUUAUAUUGAUGACAUAGCUCACAAUGGCACCAUCAAGAACUACUGAGUUGUACAUAUUUUGGGAAAAAUAAAAAUAAUGUUUAAAUA
Molecule: messenger RNA, 1631 nt
Organism: Cherax quadricarinatus
Lineage: Eukaryota; Metazoa; Arthropoda; Malacostraca; Decapoda; Parastacidae
Source: RefSeq, a predicted model, not a curated record